Molecule: messenger RNA, 3381 nt
Organism: Eufriesea mexicana
Lineage: Eukaryota; Metazoa; Arthropoda; Insecta; Hymenoptera; Apidae
Product: probable aconitate hydratase, mitochondrial
Exons: 9
Coding region: 229-2595 (788 amino acids)
Biological process (GO): tricarboxylic acid cycle
Cellular component (GO): mitochondrion; cytosol
Molecular function (GO): aconitate hydratase activity; 4 iron, 4 sulfur cluster binding
Source: RefSeq, a predicted model, not a curated record
AAAUUCGUAUUCAAAUAGCCCGACUUAAUUGGCGCAUGCGUGACUCUUCUCUAUUGACACGAGGAAGCCAAGCCAAAUUUCACUCAGUACUUUAGUGGCCGGUUCGAGAAGGACUGCCACAGGAGGAUACGCGAUUUUUCGGUCCUCUCUGUCUAGCGCCUACGUCCCCUUCACCUACAAACCCGUUUCACGAGUCGCGACGUCACCGGGAGGCUUUCUUCCACGACAAUGUCGUACUGCACCCGACUCCUUCGGGACCAGAAACUCGUUAUCUUUGCGGCAGAUAUCCAGCAAAGAUGCUUCAGCGCGAGUGCACUGAGUUUGGCCGCCAACAAGGUGGCGAUGUCCAAGUUCGACUCGAACAAUUACCUCCCAUACGAAAAGCUGGAGGAGAAGCUUAGAGUAGUGAAGAAGAGGCUGAACCGACCUUUGACAUUGUCCGAGAAAGUUUUGUACUCCCAUCUCGAUGAACCCGAUAAACAAGAAAUCGUCCGUGGGACCAGCUACCUCAGACUGCGACCAGAUCGCGUGGCCAUGCAGGAUGCAACCGCUCAGAUGGCCAUGUUGCAAUUUAUCAGUUCUGGACUGCCAAAAGUCGCCGUGCCUUCCACUAUUCACUGCGACCACUUGAUCGAAGCUCAAGUCGGUGGUGAAAAAGACUUGAAACGCGCCAAGGAUAUCAACAAGGAAGUGUACAACUUCCUGAAGACAGCUGGUGCCAAGUAUGGCGUCGGUUUCUGGAAUCCUGGUUCCGGUAUUAUCCAUCAAAUCAUCCUCGAGAACUACGCCUUCCCUGGUCUGCUAAUGAUCGGUACUGACUCGCAUACACCCAAUGGCGGUGGUCUGGGCUGUCUUUGCAUCGGUGUGGGUGGUGCCGACGCCGUAGACGUGAUGGCCAAGAUACCAUGGGAGUUGAAAUGUCCGAAAGUCAUCGGUGUGAAACUGACCGGCGCUUUGAAAGGUUGGACCAGCCCCAAGGACGUCAUCCUGAAGGUUGCUGGCAUCCUGACCGUGAAAGGAGGAACUGGAGCCAUCGUAGAGUACUUUGGCCCUGGCGUCGACAGCAUCAGCUGUACUGGAAUGGCCACUAUUUGCAACAUGGGUGCUGAAAUCGGUGCUACCACGUCUAUCUUCCCGUACAACUAUCGUAUGCAGGAUUACCUGAAAGCGACUGGCCGAUCCGAGAUCGCUGGAGCCGCUGAUCAGCACAAGGACACCCUUUUAACUGCCGAUGCUAACGCUAAAUACGAUCAGAUCAUCGAACUGGAUCUCUCUACCUUGGAACCUCACGUGAACGGACCGUUUACUCCUGACCUCGCUCAUCCUAUCUCUAAAUUGGGUGAUACUGCCAAGAAGAACGGUUGGCCUAACGAGAUCAAGGUCGGUCUGAUCGGUUCCUGCACAAAUAGCUCUUACGAAGACAUGGGUCGAUGUGCGAAUAUCGCUAAGCAAGCUCUGGAUCAUGGAUUGAAGGCGAAGUCCGCGUUCAAUGUCACGCCAGGAUCAGAACAGAUUCGCGCCACCAUCGAGCGUGAUGGAAUCGCGUCGAUUUUGAGAAAUUUCGGAGGUACCGUUUUGGCCAACGCCUGCGGUCCUUGCAUCGGCCAAUGGGACCGUAAAGACAUCAAGAAGGGAGACAAGAACACGAUCGUUACCUCGUACAACCGUAAUUUCACCGGAAGAAACGAUGCCAAUCCCGCGACACACGCUUUCGUCACCAGUCCUGAACUCGUCACUGCCCUUUCAAUCGCUGGUCGAUUAGACUUUAACCCGGUUACCGAUAAACUCAAGGGCAAGGACGGAAAGGAAUUCCUUCUGAAAGAUCCUUACGGCGAUGAGCUUCCAAAUCGUGGAUUCGACCCUGGCAUGGACACAUACGAUGCACCCCCAGCCGAUGGCAGCAAGGUGAAGGUCGACGUGAGUCCAUCGAGCGAAAGAUUGCAAUUACUAGAACCAUUCGACAAAUGGGACGGUAAAGAUCUCACGGACUUGACCGUCUUAAUCAAAGUCAAAGGAAAAUGUACCACAGAUCACAUCUCGGCUGCUGGUCCAUGGCUGAAAUAUCGUGGCCACUUGGACAACAUCUCGAACAACAUGUUCAUUGGAGCCGUGAAUUCCGAAAAUGGCGAGAUGAACAACGUGAAGAAUCAGCUCACAGGCGAAUGGGGUAAAGUGCCGGACGUUGCCAGACAUUACAAAAAGAACGGAGUUAAAUGGGUAGCCGUCGGUGACGAGAACUACGGUGAAGGUUCGUCUCGGGAACACGCAGCCCUGGAACCGAGACAUCUUGGUGGUCGUGCCAUUAUCGUGAAGAGCUUUGCCCGUAUCCACGAGACGAAUUUGAAGAAACAAGGACUGCUGCCUUUGACCUUUGCCAAUCCUGGCGAUUACGAUAAGAUUCAGCCUACUGAUAAGAUCAGCCUUCUGGGAUUGAAGGAUCUGUCGCCUGGAAAGCCCGUACAAGCACAGAUCAAGCACACAGAUGGCAAAGUGGACAACAUCUCCCUGAACCACACCAUGAACGAACAGCAAAUCUCGUGGUUCAAGGCUGGCUCUGCUCUGAACCGCAUGAAGGAGAUCUCCAGCGGCCAGUAAACUCGUUUGACCAUCGAGCAAACGCGCGAAACCGUAAUCGUUUUCACAGAACGUGCACGAUCUCGUAGUUAGUUGUGUGUGUAUCGAUAGCGAGACACGGACGAACAGCAGUUCGGUAUAACACACUAAUCUUCCAGAUAGAUUUGCGUAAUAUAAUCGCGACGGUCAGGGUGCCAUAAGUUACUUAAGCGGAAAGCGAGAUAGAAAAUUUCGGAGGAGAGACAGGGAAUGCGUACACCUGCACAUGUCCGUCGCGACAAUACCUCGAGAUCAUCUGUAUACAAAUCGUUGUUGACGGAAAUGUUUGUUACAAGCAGUGAUGGACUGAGACAGGGUGAAAGCCGAGAAAUACUCUAGCCAAGUUUCUAGUACGAAGUCUAGAAGAUUUUAAGUCUUAACUUUAGAAGAGGAUCGAAUCGUUCUCGUACAUUGUUCCACGCUCCGUAUCUCGACGGAAAUCACGCGUCGAGCCUUUGCCCCUGGUUUUCUCGUACAAAGUACGAGAGGAAAGUUCCAUGCGUCGAUGGGACGACGGUGCAACCCGCGCGUGCCAACGUGUUCAUUUUUAAAUCGUGUACAGCCCGACGACGGCACGUCGAGAUUGCAUGCUCCUGUCGACCCAGAGCUUCGAUCGUGCUCAAUGGAAUCUUCUGUACAUACUAUAUAUUAUUCGCAAUGUAGGACACACCGUGAUUAUACCGUUUUCUAGACGCGACUGAUUUGAUCAGAUGUAAGAUUCGCUGUUGAUUCACUUGCACGAGAAAGAAAUAAAUGACUGAACAGCGA